CAGCUCGGGCGUUAUUCGCAGAUAAUGUCUCGUCCACUAGUUGCAACGAGUUCAGUAGUCUCGUGGCUUGUGCUGGUGUUGGUCGGACAAGUGAGCUGUGUGCAGGAUCAAGCUCCAGGGGAUGGUGUAGACAUAUGUACUGAUGAGAUCAUUAAUGGAGCGCCGAACCCGUUCUUUGCCAUCCGUCCAGUGUAUUCUGCUAAUGAGCGACCUCUCAUGGACUCCAGAGACUAUAACCGCCUGCUUCAGGAAAGUGGCGACGCGUAUGUACCAUGGCAAAGCGUUGAUAGGGACAACAACAAUACAAACGAUAUUAUAACUGAGUGGGUUCAAACUGGGCUAGCCACAUGUGCUGGGACAGUGACAGUGUGUGGAUUCAGUGAGGGGAGCUCAAGAGAACUGGCUCAUCACACAGCACAUCAACACAGUGCUACCAGGAGGAGGAGGAGAGAGAUUGAGGAAAGUGACUGUCGUGUUUAAUGGAACUCUCAAUGGAUGUGAUAUCAGUAGACAGUGCAGGCAGAGUUUUGAACUAUACAAAUGGGAGACCUCCACCAUUAACAGAACUGCAGCAACUGACACUGACAAUUAUGUCAGAGUUGGUCGAGUCUCUCCUGAUGUUACUGGAGUAAUGUCCUUUGUUGACUCUCAUGAUAUUGAAUUGGGUACCACAGAUGGUUUUUACUUGGGAGUUGUUGACUUGAGCACUUGUGUUACUCUCACAAGAAUUCUAAUUCUCUACUAUGUGUGUCCAGAGGAGACAUCAGAACUCAUCUCCAGACCUGAGGCAAUUGAAUCCCAGUCUCUGGAAGGCUCACCUUCAGUGGAGGGAGAGUGUGUAGAGAACAGUUCCACAGAGUCUGGGGCUAAUCCUAUUCUCAUAUGUGGUGCUAGGGGACAGUGGCAGGUGAUUAAACCUUGUCUCUGUAAUCCUGGAUAUCAGCUGGACACCAGUCAAGAUAUGUGCUCAGAAUGCCCAGAGGGAACCUUCUCAUCAGAACUGGGCAAUGGACCAUGUGAGACAUGUCCAGCUAACAGUGAGGGGACUGGAACUGCUCUGAGCCUCUGUCCAUGUCUCCAGGACUACCACAGAGCUCCUUAUGAGGGGCCGUCCGUCCCCUGUACACAGUCUCCAGGACCUCCGUCUGAUCUGAGAGUGUCAAAUGUGACUAACACAUCGGCCGUCCUCUCCUGGUCUUCUCCUGAUGAUAGUGGAGGGAGACCUCUCUAUGAGAUUCUGUACACCAUUACUGCCAUGGUUGGAGGGACAGUGACGGAGUUUGUGGUGGGAGAGGAUGGAGUGCUGAGCUGGUCUCCUCCAGUUCCUCCCAAUGGAGUCAUUCUCUACUACAAUGUCAUCAUAUCGUCGUCACCCCAUGUUGGGGAACUGGUAGCCAGAAUAGACGAGUUGAAUGAUACAAGUAUCGACCUGUAUCAAUGUUGCGGAGAUGUUGGUGGAACCUUUAACAUUGAGGUGCAGGCUGUGACAAGUGUUGGUGGCGGAGCAUUGUCGCUGCUAGUGACUGUGGCUCUGCUUAAACCAAGGCCUCUCUGUCUCUUAUACUCAUCUACUGAUGACAGUGGCAACAGUCAGCAGGGAGCUCAGGGGGUUGUGGUUGGAUUUGGUAUAGCAGUUGCAGUUCUGUUUCUACUUCUGCUGCUUCUUGGAACUCUGUUUAUUGCCUUCAUUCUGCACACCAGGCGCAGAAAAGUUGCUGCUAUGAAGCCUGCUACAGAUCAAAACGUGAAUCUGAAAGAGAACGAAGCAUAUGCGAGUAUUUCCUUACAACUGUCUGACAAUGCAAUUUAUUCAGUCGUACACUGAGAAAUCAAUUUUUAUGUGUGAAGGGAGGUUGUUAGCGCAUGCGCAGUAGUAGAUAGCUCGUGUGGGCGUGGCUGAUAGUGGAAGUGCAAACACCCAGGAAGAUGGGUCAGUCUUGUGAAGAGAGCAUGG
Messenger RNA from Geodia barretti, 1954 nucleotides. NCBI's taxonomy places the organism in Eukaryota, Metazoa, Porifera, Demospongiae, Tetractinellida, Geodiidae. The record is from the annotation of a GenBank genome assembly.